Messenger RNA from Cherax quadricarinatus, 2225 nucleotides. Its product is annotated as protein pangolin, isoforms A/H/I/S. Gene Ontology annotation, molecular function: RNA polymerase II cis-regulatory region sequence-specific DNA binding; DNA-binding transcription factor activity, RNA polymerase II-specific. NCBI's taxonomy places the organism in Eukaryota, Metazoa, Arthropoda, Malacostraca, Decapoda, Parastacidae. Gene Ontology annotation, biological process: canonical Wnt signaling pathway; regulation of transcription by RNA polymerase II. Gene Ontology annotation, cellular component: chromatin; beta-catenin-TCF complex. The record is from RefSeq and is a predicted model, not a curated record.
GGAGAAGAUGGGCCUGAGUGCUGGACCAGCAACAGGGUCACUCUUUUCCUUCUAUCACAACGGGCAAACGCUGGGCCAGCCACCACCAGCACACAUGGGCAUCCCUCCCUACCAACUAGACCCCAAAGCUGGUCUGCGGCCGCCAGUGUACCCGUUCGCCACUUCUGGACAGUACCCAUACCCGCUGGGAGCUGACUUCACUGCCCAGAUGGCGUCAGCAUGGCCCACUGCCCGCAUGUACCCGCUUACUUCUUCCUCACCGUUCAGCGGAACAUACCCCACCUCACCACUCUCCCUCUCUACUGCCACCCUGCCCAGGUUCUCUCCGAGUGGGUUGAUGCAUCCUCACCCGGGCCUCACUCCGCCAUUAACACAUCCUCUGGUCGCCUCCCCCAAGACAGAACUCCCUAACACCUCACAUGAUAACCACAGACAUCACGGACUGGACCAAAAACCUUCGCUGCAGUCAGGAGAAAAAGCACAGAUGAUAGAGACGAAGAACGGAGACAAAAAGCCACACAUCAAGAAGCCGCUGAACGCCUUCAUGUUGUAUAUGAAAGAGAUGAGAGCUAAGGUGGUGGCAGAAUGUACACUGAAGGAAAGUGCAGCCAUCAACCAAAUACUUGGACGAAAGUGGCAUGCGCUAAGCCGCGAAGAACAAGCCAAGUACUAUGAAAUGGCGCGCAAAGAGCGCCAGCUUCACAUGCAGAUGUACCCAGGGUGGUCCUCACGUCAAAAUUACUCGCAGGGGAAAAAGAAGAAGCGUAACCGUGACAAAACCCAAGAUGGAGCAAAUAUGAAGAAGUGUCGGGCGAGGUACGGCUUGGAACAGCAGAGUCAGUGGUGCAAGCCUUGCAGGCGAAAGAAGAAAUGUAUUCGAUAUAUGGAAGGAGAGGAAGGCGAGGACAUGGCACCUGGGUCAGCCGACAGUGUAGAUGCCUCGCAGGAAAGUGACGAUGAUGAUGAUCUGCAAGACUUGUCAUCUCCCUCCACUGCAAUGGCAGGAGACCACACCGCCACCUCCCCUGCAUCCUCGAGUCUGAUGCCCUCGCCUGGGCCUUCCUUGGCAUCUCCGUCAGGGCCGCCCUCCUUGCUAAUGCCAUCACCAGCCUCAUUGGCUUCCCCAUUAACGCCGGGGGAGGUACCCCCUAUACAGAUGAACCAAGUUCCCCAGAUACCACAUCCUCAACGGCCCCCAGUGGGCACAAAUCCUCGUGACAUCAAUAAUCCUCUUAGUGUGAAUCAGUUGACUGGCCAGUGUGCUAGCAACAAACCCGAAGCUGGGUCUCAAGACUCCUCCCAUCCUACCAUGGUGAGCGUCACAUGACCCACUGCAACCCUAGAUACCCAUGCCCACAUGCUGUGCUGCACACGCCCACCCUCGUAUGUACACCAUGCUUUCUUACAUGAGAAAGUACUAUAAUGGAGUACCCCAGAGUUUAUACCAGUGUAUUGCGGCUGAUACACGGACAUUCAUUUGGUAUUCAGGACCAAAAUUUAAGCUCUGUGAUGGGCCUGUGGCAGUACAGUCACCAAUACCUCAGUGUCAAAAGUGUGGCUGAAGAGAGAGACUUGUGGCCCCUGUUUGGCACCAUCCCUGUAAAUAAUUGUUCCUUCACAUCAUGAAUCAACCCUUCAUUGUAUCACACACACAGCAGUGUUAGGUAUUCUACUCUAAAGCUGCAAAGCCAGCCGUACACUUCGUUCUAUUCUGCAAAAUUGAAAUUUUAUAUGUAAAGGAAAUUUUUAAGACUACUGUAUAAAUUAUAUAUUAGGCAAAAUUUGACAAUUGUGAUUUUAAACUGUAUGUGUAUAUAUGUCGUGUGUAAUAAGCCAAGUUGGUCAAACAAGCUGAACUGCUUUUAAAACAAUUUUUAUUUAAUUUUAUCUAAUGCAUUGACAUAUUUUCACAUGAAUUAACUGGUAUGCAAAUUUUUAAUUUUACACGAAAACUAACAAUCUAACCUAACCUUGUAUGUAAUGUAGGUUAAUCCUAUCCAACCUAAGGUCAGACUAAAUUUAGUUAUUUAAGCAAUGAUGUAUAUUAAUUUUGUGAUCAAACUAGUUUUAAACUGAGAUAUUACAAAAGUUAAUUUACACCCGGCUUGUUUGGCAAAAUCGUGCUUGCUGGAUAAGCUAAGUUUGGCUUAAAAAAAAAAAAAACACACACACACACACACCAUGUAUGUAUGUAUGUAUAUUUUUUUUUAACACAUCAGCAGUUU